Molecule: messenger RNA, 3618 nt
Organism: Apis mellifera (honey bee)
Lineage: Eukaryota; Metazoa; Arthropoda; Insecta; Hymenoptera; Apidae
Product: actin-like protein 6B
Exons: 6
Coding region: 337-1596 (419 amino acids)
Biological process (GO): regulation of transcription by RNA polymerase II; nervous system development
Cellular component (GO): NuA4 histone acetyltransferase complex; SWI/SNF complex
Molecular function (GO): chromatin binding
Source: RefSeq, a predicted model, not a curated record
UUUAAAAGACAGAUAUCUUCUCCUCCUUGGAGAUAAUCGGCGACGAUUAACCUUUUCUUAAAAAACGUGAACGAGGCUCGACGAACGCGCUCCGAUGAGAGAAAGGGUUCGAUGGUUUAAAACGGUGCCGAUCGAUCGCGCACCGUUUCGUCCUCCUCCCGAUCCGUAGAUUGGGGAUAUGCAAAAGGAGCGAUGUAGGUGCGGGCGUAGGGUCGCAGAAUCCUCGAUAUACGCGGCACGAGGAAGGAAGAGGGGGAGGUGCUGUAUGGACCGGUGAGGGUCGAAACGGUGAGGGUUGGUGGGCAUGCGCCGACGUUCCUUUCCUCUCCAGAUACUAUGAGCGGUGGUGUCUACGGCGGAGACGAGGUCGGUGCUAUAAUUUUCGACGUUGGACACCAGAGCCUACGCGUUGGUUAUGGCGGUGAGGACACGCCGAAGGCUGAGAUCCCGACCACCCUCGGUGUAUGGGAGGAGAGCGUCGAGUCGGCGGACGGCGGUCAGAACGUCAGGAAGCACUACAACAUCGAUGUCACGGCCAUUCAAGUGCGAAAGAAGGAUAUGGAGAUGGUUAGUUUAAUGAAGGACGGGAUGAUCGAGGAUUGGGACAUGUUCGAGCGGCUGACCGAGUACACGUACAAGCAACGGCUUCACGCCCUCUCGGAACACCAUCCGAUCCUGAUGACCGAGUGCCCUUGGAACACGAGGUUGAAGCGUGAAAAAUUGCUGGAGCUGAUGUUCGAGAAGUUCAACGUUCCAGCGAUGUACAUCUGCAAGAACGCCGUUUUGGCAGCGUACGCGAACGGGAGAUCGACGGCCAUGGUUGUGGACAGCGGGGCGACUCACACGAGCGCGGUCCCUGUGCACGACGGUUACGUCAUCACCCAGGGAAUCGUGAAGAGCCCGUUGGGCGGCGAUUUCAUCACGAUGCAGUGCAGGCAAUUCUUCGAGGAGAAGGAGAUCGAGCUGACCCCGGCCUGCCUGGUCGCGAGCAAAGAUGUGGUCCGUGAAAGGGACCCACCACGCUGGAUCAAGAGGGCCGGUCCCCAACCGACGUCUUCCUGGAUGAGUUAUAUGGUCAGAGAGUUGUUGCAAGACUUUCAAAUGAAUUGUCUCCAAGUCUCGGACAGUCCUUACGACGAGGACGUGGCCAACACUUUGCCAAUGAAACACUACGAGUUCCCGACCGGGUACAACGAUGAUUUCGGUUCCGUCAGGCUGAUGAUCCCUGAAGCCCUGUUCGAUCCGAGCAACGUGAAGGGCGUUGGGGCCAGCAUUCUUGGGGUUGGUCCUCUAGUCACCACCAGUGUGGGCAUGUGCGACAUGGACAUCAGACCUAGUUUGUACGGAAGCGUGGUGGUUACAGGCGGCAAUUCCUGUCUGCAGGGUUUUAGCGAAAGACUGAAUCGUGAUUUAGCCAGCAAAACUCCUCCGAGUAUGAGACUGAAAAUAAUUAGCGCGAACAGCUCGAGCGAACGGCGAUACGGCGCGUGGAUCGGUGGAUCGAUCCUCAGCUCCCUCGGAUCCUUCCAGCAGAUGUGGUUGUCGCGGCAAGAGUACGAGGAAUCGGGUAAACUGAUUCUGGAGCGGUGCGCGUGAUCAAAAGCUCAAGCAACAAUCAAAAUUAUAUUUCGUGAUUAUUUUUACAAAUCGUCCGACAUUCUCUAUAUACGUGUAUAACUAAUUUAUGCGCGCGGUCAAGACGGCGCAUAAUUUCUAAAUAAGUUAAGUAUUUCGAACGAUCAUUUCGAAGCGUUAAGGGCCAACACGAGACAAUACGAGCGAUCGAUAUCAAAAAAAAAUAACGAUUAAUGAUCGAAUGGUUUUGCGCGAGACGCGUGUUAGACAAAUUUGUAUGCCCGAAGAAAAAGAAAAAAAAGAAACGAACGUUGACUAGCAUGUUAUUCUGUGAAGCGUGCGCUAUCGGUUCUUAUAUUUCAUGCAAUAUCUUUGUGGAACUCGAUGAAAGAUCUUUAAAGAUUUUUGAGAUUCAAAGUUUGAUACUUGAAGGUUGACAAACGACAAAAGAAAAAUGGAAGUUUCUAAAGAAGCAUCGAGUUUGAGUUUAUUAUCUUUACAAUUUUUUAAUUCAGUGAUAUAGAAAAAUUUCGAAUGAUCUCUUUGAAGAUGAAACAUCAAGUUCUCUUUGCUUGGAUCAAUAUACAACAAAAUAUUAUUUCAUUAGAAUAAAUGCAUGCGGUGCGCUUCUAAAAAAAGAAAGAAAUACAGUUCCUAACUGCUCGAACAAUCUUGCGUUGACAAUUCGGAUCUAUCGUUCGACGUUGCAAUGGAAGAGUCGACAGUGCGGGUGAUUGAUAAAGAGAAAGAAUGUGUCCAAAGAGGAAGAAACUGAUUUUGAAAAAAAAAGAAGAUUUCACCGUUUAUUUCGAAUCCGAAUAAUCACAACAACAAAUUACACAGUUUUAUUCCAAAUUUCAGUUUUAUCGUUCACGCUAUUCUGUAUAUCGUUCGUUGUUCUUUUUCCUUGUUUCAAUUUUCUUUUUCUUUUUUUUUUUAAUUAUAAUAAAAAGGAGGAAGGAAAAAUAGUAAUAUAGUAAAAUAAAAUUGGGGAAAACCGCGAACCGCAACAUUUCAUUUUUUUAAAAACGCGUCACGAGCAGUUCCAAUUCUACAACGACAAAUAUAUAAUAUAUUACGAUACGACGUAGUAAACAAUAUAAUAUCUCUUAUAUAAAUAUAUAUAUAUAUAUACUCUAUAUAUAUAUAUUUAUAUUUAUAUUUCAAAAUAAAUGUAGGAAACAGUAUUAUCGAUAUAUCACAUAUACAAUAUGUACUUAGGAAGAGGCGAAUUAUUUUGUUAGAAAAAAAAAAAAAAAAGAAGAAGAGAAAAAGAAGGGCCUUUCUCGCACAAGCGGCGAAAUUUUUAUUCGUCGAUUUUUGGCUCUUCCAGAUUGUUUGAUCUGCGAUUCGAUUAUAACGAUUAAAUAUUUAAUACUUUCACGUGUCCCAACAAAUAUUCUGUCCGCGUGGGAAUGUUUAAAAAAUUUCGGUUGUGAUAUUGAAAUUCGAUUUAAUUUUCUCGUAUACGAAAAGAAAGGGAAAAGAAAGUGAUUGAUUUGUGAGGAGGCGUCGAGAAACAACUCAACUCAGUGAUUAACUAUAGAUACGCGAUGGUUGGUGCAUCAAGCGAAAUUACAAAUUAAAAAUAGUGGUAAUUUCUUUUCCAAAACGAAUAUAAUCGAGUAUACAUGCGGAGAAGAAAGAAAGAAAGAAAGAAAGAAAUAAAGAAAAGAAAAAAAAUAUCGUAAAUUCGCUGUUUCGUUCAUCGAAUCCACCCACGACAAGCGGCGGAUAAUCGAUGCGUUACGCUAACUAAUAAAUACUGGUAUCGUUCUUAUCAUCGAACGACCAACGUGAAACGGCGUAAAAACCUAAUAGCUAAAAGACGCAUCAUAAAAACGCAUUUACACGUGUUUGUAACCAUAAUCGGUAAACUAUCGCGUUUAACAAGUGUAUCAACCGCGACACUCGACCACGUGGAUCGAAUUCUAUCGAAUACAUUUGAAUCGAGGCGAGACUUCCUCGUCUGCAUCCAAUUUCUGGCUCGUUUGUCGCGUGUUUUCGUUCUUCGUUUCUUUGAAAAAAAAAAAAAAAAGAAAA